Penicillium arizonense is the source of this 1185-nucleotide messenger RNA. RefSeq names its product aldo/keto reductase. Lineage: Eukaryota; Fungi; Ascomycota; Eurotiomycetes; Eurotiales; Aspergillaceae. The transcript has 3 exons. The record is from RefSeq and is a predicted model, not a curated record. Bases 1 to 1185 code for a protein of 394 amino acids.
AUGGACCGUUCCGCAUUCAAACCUGCCUACAAAGGCGCUAUGAGAUACAACAACCUCGGAAAAUCAGGCCUGAAAAUCUCCAAGAUAGUCCUAGGCGCAAUGUCCUUCGGAAACUCAGAGGGCUGGCACAUCCCCGAAGAAAAAGCCCUUCCAGUUCUCAAAGAAGCCUACGAUAAAGGAAUCAACACAUGGGACACGGCAGACGUCUACUCCUUCGGCGAGUCAGAACGCAUAGUCGGCAAAGCCCUAAAGGAAUACAACAUCCCGCGCGAACGCGUGGUAAUCCUAUCCAAAUGCUACGCCGGACUCCCGAACCCAGGCGACAUGGACGGGCUAUCAGAUAUCGAAAAGAUGUCUGUUAUGAUCGCCAAUGACGGGAUAAUGGUUAACCGAAUCGGUCUUUCUCGCAAGCAUAUCUUCGAUGCGGUAGAUGCCAGUGUCGAGAGACUCGGGACAUAUAUGGAUGUGUUGCAGAUCCAUCGGCUUGAUCGGGAUACCCCCCGUGAGGAGAUCAUGAAGGCUCUGAAUGAUGUUGUUGAGAGUGGGAAGGUGCGGUAUCUCGGUGCUAGUUCGGUUAGUGGAAUCACCUACUAUUCUCUCUUUUCUUCUAGUUUCCUUUCUGUUGGCGUUCCCUUACUGACACCUGCACUCUUCUCGGAACAGAUGCACGCCUGGGAAUUCCAAGCAUUGAAUAACAUUGCCUCAGAGAAUGGCUGGCACAAAUUCAUCAGUAUGCAGGAUUACUACUCCCUCCUCCACCGCGAAGAAGAGCGCGAAAUGCACCCCUACUGCCGUGAUGCCGGAAUUGGGAUUAUCCCCUGGUCGCCUCUGUCGCGUGGUCUCCUUACGCGCCCUUACCAGGCGACGCAGGAGCAGCCGACUGUGCGGCAGGGAACGGAUUUCACGGCUGAGUGGUUGAUGGGUGGGACGACGGAGGCGGAUAUCGCUAUUAUCAACCGAGUUGAGGAAUUGGCGCAGGAGAAGGGGUGUAGUAUGGCGCAGAUUGGGAUUGUGUGGUGUCUGGUUAAGGGGGUUAAUCCUAUUGUUGGGUUGUCGAGUUCGAAGAGGCUUGAUGAGGCUGUGCAGGCUGUAGCCUUGUUUGAGGGUGGGGUGUUGACUGAGGCGGAUGUGAAGUCGUUGGAUGAUCUUUAUGUUCCUAAGAUGGCUUUGUCGGGGACUUGGUGA